CACCCCCGCACCAUGGAGCGGCGCGUUGCCCGCGAGUUCCGGCACAAGGUUAAUCUACUAAUUGACAAUGAAGCGGAGAAGGAUUACCUUUAUGAUGUACUACGAAUGUACCACCAAUCUAUGAAUCUCCCAGUGCUUGUGGGGGACCUGAAACUUGUGAUUAAUGAACCAAGCAGAUUGCCUCUGUUUGAUGCUAUCCGCCCACUUAUCCCGUUAAAACACCAGGUGGAGUAUGAUCAGCUUACGCCCAAAAGAUCACGAAAGCUGAAAGAAGUGAGAUUGGAUCGUUUGCAUCCUGAAGGACUUGGGAUAAGUGUGAGAGGUGGAGUGGAAUUUAGCUGUGGCCUCUUCAUCUCCCAGUUAGUUAAAGGCGGACAGGCAGACAAUGUUGGACUUCAGGUUGGAGAUGAGAUAGUUCGCAUAAAUGGAUAUUCCAUUUCAUCAUGCACACAUGAAGAAGUCAUAAACCUUAUUCGUACAAAGAAAAUAGUUUCCAUAAAAGUAAGACAUGUUGGCAUGAUACCUGUCAAAAGUUCAGCAGAUGAACCCCUUAAAUGGCAGUAUGUGGACCAGUUUGUGUCAGAAUCUGAGGAAGGAAAGGGCAGCGUUGCUGGUCUUGCCUCAUCUGGAGGGAGAGACAAUAAAGAGAAGAAAGUCUUCAUUAGCUUGAUUGGCACAAAGGGCAUGGGAUGCAGUAUUUCCAGUGGCCCAACACAAAAACCAGGCAUUUUUAUCAGCAGUGUUAAGCCGGGUUCUCUUUCAGCAGAGGUGGGCUUAGAGGUUGGUGAUCAGAUUGUUGAGGUAAAUGGAGUGGACUUUUCUAAUGUAGAUCAUAAAGAGGCAGUCAGAGUGCUCAAAAGUAGUCGUACUUUGACUAUCACUGUGGUAGCAGGUGCUGGAAAGGAGCUGUUCAUGACUGAAGAAGAAAGGCAGAGAGAAGCACGUCUCCGUGAGCAAGAACGCCAGGAGUUAAUGCAUCAGAAGCGACUUGCGUUGGAGACUAACAAAAUCAUCAAAGAGCAGCAAGAGAAAGAGAGAUUAAGAAAACUGGAGAUUUCCCAGAAGGCUGCGGAGGAAGAGGAGAGAUAUCGCAGAGAAAUAGAGCAGAUAACAGCAGAGGAAGAGAAAUUUAAAAAGGAGUGGGAAGAAGACUGGGGUCCUAAAGAACCUCCCAAAUCUCUGAAAACUGUAACUGCAGAAGUGCACUCUGCCCCUCAUUCCAAACACAAAACUUUUGGAUGGUUUUAUCGGUAUGACGGAAAAUUUCCCACAAUCCGCAAGAAAGGGAAAGAACGAAAGAAGUCAAAAAGUGACAGCCUAUGUGAACUGAGGAAGAAUAAAAAGGAAAUGGAGUUUGAGCAAAAACUUGCCAAAGAGAAAGAAGAAAUGUUGGAGAAAGAAAAACAGCUGAAAAUAAAUCGUCUCGUGCAAGAGGUAUCUGAGACAGAACGAGAAGACCUGGAAGAAUCUGAAAAGGUGCAGCACUGGGUGGAAAGACUUUGUCAGACACGGUUAGAACAGAUUUCCUCUGUGGAGAAUGAGUCUCCUGAGUUGGCAAGUGGACGUCCUUCCGCUUCUCCUUCUGUCACAUCAAUGCGGCGUUUCGCUGGUGGUCUGCAGCUUCAUACCACAGAUCUUGAUGAUAUAAACUUAGAUGAAGUUGACAAGCCUAAACGUGUGGCACCACCGCCACCACCCCCCCCCACUGUUACUCCAGCAUCAUCAGUCCAUCCUCUUCCUACAUCAACUGUUCCACCUACAAGAGGUCCGGCCCUGGCAGUAACACCAGCUUCCCAGGUUGUAAGAAACACCUCCCACGUCGGCAAAGUAUCUUCUGUGUCAAGCAAUCCGCUGCAACUUGCUCCAAGUCCACCUACCCAGCGACAUCCAGGGGUACCAAUAGUCUCUAAACCAGUCAUGCUGCAUCCUGACCCAAACUUUACGGUCAGGCCAACAAUCAAAUCAGAGGCCCUGGGCUUCCAGAAGUAUGUGGAAGAUUUUGAUCCAUAUUCAAUGUUUACCCCAGAGCAGAUUGUGGGAAAAGAUGUACGGCUAUUACGAAUUAAAAAGGAAGGAUCACUAGACCUUGCAGUGGAGGGAGGAAUUGAUUCUCCAGUUGGGAAGAUAGUUGUGUCUGCCAUAUAUGAAGGUGGUGCUGCAGACAGACAUGGAGGCAUAGUGAAAGGGGAUGAAAUACUAGCUGUAAAUGGCAAGAUAUUAAUUGACAGCAAGCUGGCAGAAGCACAGGCAACUCUAGCAAAAGCUUGGAACAUGGGUGGGGAUUGGAUUGACUUAGUCAUUGCAGCAUCACCUCCAAAGGAAUAUGAUGAUGAAAUCCCUACUAUUCCCUCAUCAACAGUCAGUCCCAACACACACAGAAAGGUUUUUGAAGGCAGUGCACCCGUGUACAGACAAGGGUAUCUUCUGCAGCUGUAGCCACUGCAGUGUUCCCUCAUGGACAUUUUUUUAAAGAAAGCUACACUGAAGAAAUUAAGUCUUUGCUCUGUGGAAACCGACUGCUCUUUAAAUUAGUAGAAAAUCAAUAAUGACAUGAAACACGUCUUUAUUUGGAAGAAAUGUGAGCAAUCAGACCUGUAAAUUAGACUAAAGGCUUCAGAUUCUUCAGGUACUUCGAGUAAUUUGAAAUCAUCCUAUAGACAUACAUCAAGACAUAUUUGCGAAGGACUGCCAGAGAGCAUAGUUUGGUCUGUGAGAACUCAAUCUACUUUUUUUUUUUCUAUUUUGGGAGGCUAAAUUCUGAAAAUUAUCUUCCCAUUUUCCUGGAAAUAGACGCCAAAAUGACAAAUGAAGAUAGAACACAGAUGUCUGUUCCCACACGCCACACUUGUAAUUACAUGAACAGAGGCCAGUUGGGGUGUGAAAAGGAUUAUAUUUUUACUCUGUACAUAGUGAUUUUCUGUGGGGAAACAGGAACGUAUAUAGGUAAUUUCUAUUCUCACUCAUAUUCUUGUAGCUCUCAACAUCCAUUUUUGUUGCUCAGUUGUGAGUUGUUUUGCGUGUAAAAAUACUGCCAGUGGAAUAACCAGUAAUACCAGGAGUGCUAGAAUUAUAAUGAAUAAUUUGGUGAUGCAUAUACUGUAAGAAGAAUCUUUUCUACCAGCAUAUUAAAUAGCUAUCAAGUAGUCCAGAUAAAAUCAUUAUGUGUAGUCACAGUUAUACUGCUGAGUGUAUUUAUUGAUGGUAAAAAUUACUUCCUCUUACAGUCAACAGGUGGAAAAUUUGUGUGAUUCACGGUCUUCACUUUGUUCUCUGUGAGACCAUAUACGUGACUAAACUGUGCGGGAAGUCACUAAGCAUAACAUUUCAGUUAUUUCAGAUUACAGUUGUAGACUUAGACAUUUCUUUACAUUAUCAAGAUAUCUCCUUGAAAGUGUCAUUGUCUUCUUUCCUUCCUUGUAUCUGCCAGUUUGUAUUCUGUUUUUCAUAUUGUGUUUAGAUUUUUUCUUACCUGGACUAACGAGAGCCAUUUUUUAAGUUUUUUGCAUAUCAUUUUCCUGCUGAAGUCUUACCUUUUCAAGGUUUGGUAACCCUCCCUUCUGUAACACAGAAAAAUAACAAUUACAUUCCUGAGAACUCUGUACUUACACAGAGAUGAUUAAUUACUUUGACUUUCUUCAUUUGCAGUAUUGUUCUAGUAUGCCAAUUAAUGUGUCUGGCAGAGUACAAAUGUUAGAAUGUUUAAAAUUUUAAUUCUUACAACUAAUCCAGAAAUAAAAUUGCAUUU
This is a messenger RNA of Cuculus canorus (common cuckoo), 3745 nucleotides long. RefSeq names its product USH1 protein network component harmonin (gene USH1C). Gene Ontology annotation, molecular function: protein binding. Lineage: Eukaryota; Metazoa; Chordata; Aves; Cuculiformes; Cuculidae. Gene Ontology annotation, cellular component: stereocilia ankle link complex; stereocilium tip; photoreceptor inner segment. The record is from RefSeq and is a predicted model, not a curated record. The transcript has 27 exons. The coding region runs from base 13 to 2436 and encodes 807 amino acids. Gene Ontology annotation, biological process: inner ear receptor cell stereocilium organization; inner ear auditory receptor cell differentiation; inner ear morphogenesis.